GCACCGGGCCUGCGGCUGGUGCUGGACUUCAUCAACGCGGGCGGCGCGCGCGAGGGCUGGGGCCUGGCCGAGGACGAGCUGGCCGAGGCCAGCGUGCUGGCCGAGCUGGUGGAGGCCGCGUCCUUCCUGCAGGUCACGGCGCUACUGCGCCUGCUGCUGUCGCACGUGCGUCUGGGCAACUGCUUGGAGCUGUACCGCCUGGCUCAGGUGUACGGGCUGCCCGACCUGCAGGACGCCUGCCUGCGCUUCAUGGCCCUACGCUUCCACCAGGUGCUGUGCCAGCCGCACUUCCCGCUGCUGCUGUCGCCACCGCCCGGUCCCGGGGACUGCAGCCUGAAGCAGAGGCUGAGGGAGGACCGCAUGCGCGGGACUCCGGUCCUGGUGGCCCUGGGGGACUUCCUCGGGGGACCCUUGGCCCCGCAUCCGUAUCAGGGGGAGCCACCGUCCAUGCUUAGGUACGAAGAGUCCACGGAACGCUGGUUCCCGCUGGCUAACAACCUGCCCCCUGAUCUGGUGAACGUCAGGGGCUAUGGCUCAGCCAUCUUGGACAACUACCUCUUCAUCGUGGGCGGGUACAGGAUCACCAGCCAGGAGAUCUCGGCCGCACACUCCUACAACCCCACCACCAACGAGUGGCUGCAGGUGGCCUCCAUGAACCAGAAGCGCUCUAACUUCAAACUCGUGGCUGCCAGUUCGAAGCUCUAUGCCAUCGGUGGGCAGGCGGUGUCCAACGUGGAGUGCUAUAAUCCUGAGCAGGAUGCAUGGAAUUUUGUGGCUCCCCUGCCAAAUCCUCUGGCUGAGUUCUCUGCCUGCGAGUGCAAGGGGAAGAUUUAUGUCAUUGGCGGCUACACCACCCGAGAUCGCAACAUGAACAUCCUGCAGUACUGUCCCUCCUCUGACCUCUGGACGCUCUUUGAGACCUGUGACGUCCACAUCCGCAAGCAGCAGAUGGUGUCCGUGGAGGAGACCAUCUACAUGGUGGGUGGGUGUCUCCACGAACUGGGGCCCAACCGCAGGAGCAGUCAGAGCGAGGACAUGCUCACCGUGCAGUGCUACAACACGGUCACCCGGCAGUGGCUCUACCUGAAAGAGAACACGUCCAAGUCGGGCCUGAACUUGACCUGUGCCCUGCACAACGAUGGCAUCUACAUCAUGAGCAGGGACGUCACCCUGUCCACCAGCUUGGAGCACCGAGUGUUUCUCAAGUACAACAUCUUCGCCGACAGCUGGGAAGCCUUCCGGCGGUUCCCAGCCUUCGGGCAUAACUUGUUGAUUUCCUCUCUCUAUCUACCCAACAAAGCAGAGACCUGAAUGAUUUAACAGUGUUUAGAAGAACAAUCUGGUUCGAGAGGGGAGGAAGGCAACCCUCUGACAUUCCGAUUCCCGAAGGGCACAGUAGACUAACUUAGGCCGUGUGUGUCGGAGGCUUGGCUGUAAAUAAGCUUUCUUGAACUAAUUACUUGAAGACUUGGGGGAAGGACACCAACAUUAUCCCUUCUAGGCUGUUUUACACAUCAUGGGAACAAAUGCCAUAAGUAUUCUUCCAAACCUAACCAUCUUGGGCCAACAACUAAAACUCAGCAUUAGAAAGUAGACAGCCAGGGUCUGCCCCAUAAGGGCCGAGGUCAGCAUCUGGCACAAUGGAGUAUUUGGAUGGCUUUUUUUCUGUGUUCUCCCCUCUGGGGGUAGAACCUAGGGCCUCAUGCUAGUCCCGUAAAGAUGACUUUAAAAAAAUGCUAUUUCCUUUGGUCACCUGAGAUGUCAUGAGUAGGGGAUUUUCCUCUUUCAUGUUCAGGUUUUUUUUUUGACAAGCGUUAGGAACCACCUCCUCACUCCUCUGGUCUCUGUUGUCACCCAGAUUCUCUGGUAAGGCGCCUUAUUAUAUAUGUGUUUCAGGGAUCCGACAGGUGUGUCCAGCCUUUUGACAUUUAGGAACUGCAUUACCAUUUACCAAGUUCGUGCACAGUUAAGUUACCUUUAAAAAAUUUUUUUCAAUGUUUUAAGUAAGGUCCUGAUGUUGAGUUAGCUGGAGUUAGAGCUGUCUGCAGGGGCCCACAGUUGUGACUGCCUUGUCCACUAUAAUGGUCGAGCCAGACAGGGAAUCUGCACACGCAGCUGGUCCCUCCACACACUUGGAUGAGCGCAUGCCAGCUACUUCUCCAGCCUGUCUGCGGUUGAGAAGGCUGCGCAAGCAGGCUGGCCAGCCUCAGGCUGCGUGUGGCAAAUGCAGGCCUGUGUGGGUCAUGGACCCUGCGUUGUGAGGUCUUUAUGUUUAGAAGAUUGCUCUUAACAUUUUAUAAAUGGAGUCUUAGAUGAGGGAGUACCACAUAAGGAAAACAUGCCUUUGUGCGUUGUUCUUAUUGAAUGUAUUGACUUAGAUCUUGUUUCAAGAUUUAAAAUUUUAAAAUAAACAAACAAGUUUUGCACAUCUAGAUGAGGAUUCCUGCGCAGGGGCAGGUGUGCGGUCACGGGCUGCCUUUAAAGGCAAGGUGGCUGUAGCUCGUUUACGUUAGAAAGCGGGGGUGAGAUUCCGUACAGACACGAAUGACCUCUGCUGGCAUGUCGGAAUUGAGGUGCUGGCUCAUGGCUCUCAUGCCAACAGCAGUGAGCAACAGCUCUAGAGAGUUCACUGAGUCGGUUCACGACGGAUAAAGGGAUCUGCCAAUCACGGGUCCGUGUUUCUUAACAAACUUAAGAGCCCACUUAGCAUGCACGAGAGGCCCCGGGUUUAAUCUCCAGCACUUAACAGCAACAAGGCCCUCACUUACAGGAAUUUUGAUUGAAGAGCAUUUGCUAUGACCAGCUGCUCUCUUGUAGUGGAGUCGGUUAACCAAGCCAGACUCUGUCUCUGCCCCAGCAGUGGGCGGCGGGCAGUGCCCGGUCAGUGACAGCCACCUUACACAGUUAAGAAAGCUCUGUAGAAAAGCCAAAACUACAGGCAGAUUCAUUGCUCUUGGCUGCUCUCCCAGUGGCUGGUCACGCAGAGGGGGGAUGGUAUCCCCUCUCCCCAGUAUCUUCAGGGUUUUUUUUACAGCCAUGCCUCUAAUAUACCCAGAGAGUCUACUUAUAAAACUUCUAUUUGCACAGCUAUUUAAAAAUUCUGUGUUCGAGGGCAGCCUGGUGUGCAGAAUUCUAGGAUAGCCAAAACUAGACAAAGAAACCCCAUCUCAAAAAACAAAACAAAAAAAUUCUGUUAGUGUUUAUUUGGGACUUGGUGACAGAUCUCAGGGUCUUGUCACCAAAUCUACCAGUAGCUUUCCAGUCUGUAACCUGCUUAUAAUGCUGUUGGAAGCUUGCAGGCCAUUGCCUUAUAGCCCAGGAUAACCCCAAAGUUGGGAUUCUCAGCUUGGCCUCCCCACUGCUGGGACUGUAGGCCUUGUGCAACCCUGUCCUUCUUUCUUUUUCCAUUAUUUUUUAAAUUGUUUAUGUUGGGUUCUUUUCAAAAAAACAAAAACUGAAAUCCUCACCAAAAAGUGGUACUUAUAGAAUAGAUUUAAUUUAUAUUUCGCUGUAGAACGGAGUUUUGGGGAGUCUAUAAUUUCACUACUGCACCUUAGAAUCUAAUUUAUGUUCACCACUGUGACUCUUCACCGUAUGCAGCCUAACCCCAUAUUCAGAGAUGAUGGGUGUUGAGUUAGCGUUGAGCAAAGAUGGGCGGUUAAAGGUACAUCAUUGUGUCUGCCAGUCAGCCACGUCUCUUCCUGAGCACCGUCUCUUGGGCGUAUUUCCUAAUGCUCAACUUGGACCAAAUGGAGGUAACCACUGUCAUCCGCCAAGCUCCUAACAACCCGGCUUGCUAGGUUGCCCUUGUACUGUUGGUGGGGAAGAGGAUCUAGAUGCACAGACUCCCAACAGAAUUCUGUUGUUCUUGCUGCCAGCCGUGCUUGGGGAAAGACUGGGCAGCUUUCAUGGCAUCCGUCUGCCUGCGCCCUUCACCCGUGUGGACGUUUUGAGAGCUAGAGCUUCCUUCUGCUGGUACCAGUUGGAGACUUCAGCCAAAUGACUGUGUCUUUGAAACCCUUCCCGCCUUCAGGCAGCUCCUUAGAUGGUACUGUCUUUAUUUUCUUCCCAUUCCCUAGUGCCUUACCCACUCCCAGAUGUUUCUGAGGGAUUCUGACUCCCACUGUGUGGCAGAAAGUGUCUGGGAGGACACCCCGUGGGAGCUGCCUGCCAGAAGAGUCUAGUGCGUUGGUUGGUGGAAGGGGUUUUUUUUUUUUUUUUGCCCCGACCUCAGUGUUCCGACUCAAGAGGCUUCUCACCUCGGUACCUUGGAAAGGUUCUGAGAUGAUAGUGUGAGAACCGGUAACUUCUUCAGUCCGCGCUAAAAUGUAACAUCAAAGAUUCUGGAAGGCUGGGGAUGCCGGCCAGAAACAAAAGGCUUAAGAUGAAGCAUGAAACCAAAGAAGACUUUGACUAUGGUGUUUUCUGUUUUGUUUUGUUUCUAAAACCAAGAACCCGAGAAAUUCCAAAGGCCUUAGGUUUUCAUUCAAGUUGAGGGAGCGAGAGCGUACUGCAGGUAGAGGGAAAUGUGUCCUUGUGCUAAAGUUGUUUAGGGGUGCCAUCUUCAGAUUCCCGGCUAACAUUCAAGCCUGUUUGGUCAAAGAGGUAAACAGAGGCAGGGCUCUGAUGUCUUUGUCAACCGGUGUUUAGUGAGUAUGGCUUAACGCUGCUGGUCCUAGGGUCUGCUAAGGGCUGUUCUUAGACCAGGAGUGGGGAGUAUGAGGUGUGUGCCUCUCCCUCUCUGCCACUGUUUGCUCUCAGAAGACCUGAUGGUCAGUGCUACCAGACAUCCCUGCCAGCCCGCCAGAGUGGAGUGAGUACCAGUUCCCACCCCUGCAUCAGAGACAGUGGGUGGGCAUGAAGGGAGCCGUGAUUUCUGGAAACAGUGAGCUGCGUCAACUCCAUUCCCUGGUGACCAGAAACACUUGAAUGUCAGUGCAAGACAGUGCUGAGCCCGGGACACCGGCCGAGCCGUCGCCGUCAUUCUCAUUUCAACUAGGGUGUUGUUAAAGAUGCCCGCUUUAGUCAGGCACACCGGGCCCUGUCUGGCAGCCUCUCACAUCUUGGCCCAAUCUUCCCACUGCCUCAUGAUUUAGUAAUAAUCCCGGGAGCUCGUUUGUUCAUAAAUCUGAACAUGUCCCCUGUUUUGGUUUUUUACUAUAUGCUUUUUUAAAAAGUUAACUACUUUUUAUAAUCCUUGCACUUCACAGUUUGCGAUAACACAAGAGUGACGUGGAACCUGUUUGUUUAGAGUUCACUCUGCACUGAAGCCCCGCAGAUGGUUCUAAAGAAGGGGAAGAGAAGCAGCUGAUAAGGGUUUGGUGUGAGCAAGCUCAGCGCUGGUGCCUUUGGGCCCAUGCCUUUAAAACAUUCCCCUGGAAGGCCUCAGCCACACCCCCUCAGACUCGCUGGGCACUGAUUGGUUGAGUUUGUCUUGCCCUGAUCGCCCAGGGUUCUCCCACCCGGUCUCCUUGUAGACCUUUGCUCCUCACUUUCUUCUGUUAGUUUGGGAACACAACAGGAGAUACAUAGCCACUGCCAGCUUGACACAGCCAUGUUCACCCAUUCCUACAGGAAGCUCGUGAACUGUCCAAGAGGAUUCAUUCCAAAGAGCUUAGUGUUUCCGUAGGGCUGGUUGGUGCUUCCGUAGUCUGUCUGUCACUGGCAGAGCGAAGGAAAAUGUGACUCGCGUUCUGUGUCACUUCCUGGUGGGCAGUUCACUGCCCCCUCCAGUGUUUUCUUCCCUGGUUGUUUUUUUUUUCUUUUUUAACGGAAAAGGAUAAUCUUCAAGUUAUGUUAUGACCGACACUUUCUUUGUUUGAAAGGUUAUACUGAGUCCAUAGUUUGGAGUGUGGAAUAAACACACACGUCAACAUUGUCACAAAACCACAAUAAUUGUGUGUCUCACACCUGUGAACCACAACUCUGCGUUCAUUUUCUUUCUUUGGACUAUGGAAGGAAAUGUUUCAAAAUAAAAUAGUUCUCAAUCA
Molecule: messenger RNA, 5990 nt
Organism: Myodes glareolus (Bank vole)
Lineage: Eukaryota; Metazoa; Chordata; Mammalia; Rodentia; Cricetidae
Gene: Klhl42
Product: kelch like family member 42
Molecular function (GO): protein binding
Source: RefSeq, a predicted model, not a curated record